Molecule: messenger RNA, 522 nt
Organism: Didymosphaeria variabile
Lineage: Eukaryota; Fungi; Ascomycota; Dothideomycetes; Pleosporales; Didymosphaeriaceae
Exons: 2
Coding region: 1-522 (173 amino acids)
Molecular function (GO): FAD binding
Source: RefSeq, a predicted model, not a curated record
AUGCCUUGGCUGUCCUUAGGCGCUCGAGCAUACACUCUGGGUCCAGUCGAAAAACCAAUUGCUGCGCGCACGAAUCAUCUCAAGCUUGUGACUACUUUGUUGAAGCCGUUGCUGUCCGAGAACGCUUCCGUAACGCUUCCCAAUGACAAUAACUGGGAUGCACUGCAAAUACGCGGAACCUCUCCGCGCAUACACCCGAACUUCGUCGUCGUCAUUGAGCCCGCUACUGAAGAAGACGUGCAGAAAACGGUACAGUAUGCAUCCACAUCAGGAACACCCUUCCUAGCUGUUUCUGGUAGUCAUGGCUGGACGAAGACGCUCAACAACAUGCCAUAUGGCGUUCAAAUCAACAUGCGUAAGCUGAACAGCAUAACCCUGGAUUUGGGUGGUAAAACAGCAACUGUCGGUGGAGGCACGCUCCAAUGGGAAUUAAACAGGGCGCUCUACGCUGGGAACAAACAAGCAGGUAAUUCCCUCUUCAGAAACACGCGAGAGCCAAUCACUACGGUUUCCGAUACCUGA